Messenger RNA from Lontra canadensis (Northern American river otter), 1366 nucleotides. It is a transcript of the gene RWDD4, whose product is annotated as RWD domain containing 4. Lineage: Eukaryota; Metazoa; Chordata; Mammalia; Carnivora; Mustelidae. Gene Ontology annotation, molecular function: protein binding. The transcript has 9 exons. The record is from RefSeq and is a predicted model, not a curated record. The coding region runs from base 149 to 718 and encodes 189 amino acids.
CGGGGGAGCGCGUGACUCUCGUCUGCGGUGCCAGGGGUGUGCCUCCCGCAGCCCAGGCUUGGAAGGGGGACGCCCCGGCGCGGGGCCACUGCUCUCGCUUUCUCGUGGUCGCAGACGCCCUCCCGGGGGGCGUCCCGCGGCCGGCGCGAUGAGUGCCAACGAGGACCAGGAGAUGGAACUGGAAGCUCUGCGUUCCAUUUAUGAAGGAGACGAAAGUUUCCGGGAGUUAAGUCCAGUUUCCUUUCAAUAUCGGAUAGGUGAAAAUGGUGAUCCCAAAGCCUUCUUAAUAGAGAUUUCCUGGACAGAAACAUAUCCCCAAACACCUCCAAUUAUAUCUAUGAACGCUUUUUUUAACAACACCAUAUCGUCAGCUGUAAAGCAGAGCAUAUUAGCCAAGUUACAGGAAGCCGUGGAGGUCAAUCUUGGGACCGCCAUGACCUACACGUUGUUUGAAUAUGCCAAGGACAAUAAAGACCAGUUCAUGGAGAAUCACCAGCCUGUGAAUUCUACGAUACCCAUAAGCAGUAUCAUCUCCGUUGAAACUCCUAAUACAGCCCCAUCAAGUAAGAAAAAAGAGAAAAAAGAACAGCUUUCAAAAGCCCAGAAACGUAAGCUGGCAGAUAAAACAGAUCACAAAGGAGAACUUCCUCGAGGAUGGAACUGGGUUGAUGUGGUGAAGCAUAAGCAGAUUUGUGAAAACCCAGCGGUCUCCUGUUGAGCUCAGUAACAAAGAAGUUUGCAAAAAUUUAAGCAAAACUGGCUCUAAAGAAGACGAAUAAUUUUUGGAAUUGAAGACAAGGGAAGAACAUCCUUUAAGAAGGAAACUGGGUUCAAAAUCCUUCAUUAUUACUCUUUUCUGGUAUUGAGGUGGCUUUUUAUAAAACAAUUUUUUUGUAUGUUUCUUAUGUAAAAAAAAAAAAACGUUUUAAGCUGAAAGUUCAUGAAAAGAUCUGGUUGUAUUAUUUUCACAAACUUGCCUUAAUAAAAGGUGAAAUGUUACCAUUUAGUAUACUUUCUGAAGAUGGUUGAUCUUUGUAAAUGGACAAAAUGGGAAAUAAUAAAUAAUCAAUGUGAAUUUAUAUGAUCUUACUCCAGUGGAUGUGCUAUUUUUUAAAGGAGUAGGAAGCCCUUUUGAAACUCUCAUCCCAGUGGAUCAGAAUACUGAGUAAACAGUUGCUCUGUGGCGUGAUCCAUUUUAAUGGACUUCUCGUCUUAAUCAAGUCUUCAUCCCUCCUUUCUCUUAAUUACUGAAGCAUAAAUUGCUCCAGAGAAAUUUAAAUACUAAUAUUUGAACUUAUUACAUAAUAUUCUUUGUAGUUCCUUUUUAUUUUUCAAGGGUGACCUGCUUCUUUCUUUUUAGUAAGUG